This is a messenger RNA of Rana temporaria (common frog), 2029 nucleotides long. RefSeq names its product trophoblast glycoprotein (gene TPBG). The transcript has 2 exons. Gene Ontology annotation, molecular function: protein binding. The record is from RefSeq and is a predicted model, not a curated record. Lineage: Eukaryota; Metazoa; Chordata; Amphibia; Anura; Ranidae. The coding region runs from base 507 to 1697 and encodes 396 amino acids. Gene Ontology annotation, biological process: negative regulation of canonical Wnt signaling pathway. Gene Ontology annotation, cellular component: plasma membrane.
CCGGGAAGCCCGGUGUAAUGAACACACUCCGUACACGCCGCUAGAGCUGCAACACAUGAGCCGCUGUCCGCCGUCCUCCACACCCCUCCGUCCACCCCUCCGGACUGGUGCUCUGAUGGUAUCUCCCAGAGAGGCUGGACCAGCAGGCGGCAGGAGAGCGAAGUAAGAGGCUGCUGUGAGCGGGGCUGGAUGUGGAGGAGCCGCUGCUGGGAGACCAGUGCCAGGAAUUCCUAGUAAACAAGAGGGAAGUGCAGGUUUCUUGGAAGUAAACACCAGUGAGAAGUCUACCGUCACCUGGGGGAGCCAAGAAGUCUUGGCGUUUAGGAACUGGCAUCGACACGCACAAGCCCUUCCCUUCUAACCUCCGCUCUUCCUUUUCAUCCUGCCUGUUGCAGCCGGAUUUGCAAUUUGGAGAAUAAAAGGAGAAGAACAAGACCGUAAGACAAAGCCCCCCUUUACAAGGGGCAUCCUGGGUUUAAAGGCUAGCAGUUUGGCUGCCAGGGGACAUGCUUUUCUCUGAUAUUCCCUGUCUCCCGGGACUCCGGAGAAGGUCUCUUGGAUUAGGUGGACAAAGUAGGAAAGGUUCGCUGCUGUUGGUGCUGACCCUUGUGCAUGGCUUGGGUGGUGUGUGGUCCCAGGCUGAACAACAGUGUCCAGCUUCCUGCGAGUGCUCGGAGGCAGCCCGGACUGUCAAAUGCAUUAACAAGAACCUCAACAAGGUGCCUACAAACCUGCCUUCCUAUGUCACCAACCUGUUUAUCACUCGUAACAAUAUCGAGAGCCUGCAGGAAGGGACAUUUAACCAGACUCUGUCAGACUUGACCAGUCUCAGCCUCAGCACCAACCACCUCCAGGAACUAGGGAGCCAUGUCUUCAAGAAUCUCCCCAGUCUGAGGCAACUGGAUCUUAGCAACAACGAGCUGGAGAACGUAAGCCCUCUACUUUUUCAGGUGGCUCCAAGUCUCUCCAGCCCACUUCUAGAGUUGAACCUGCGCAGCUCUUUGUACAAUUUGUCUAUGAUCACCUUAAUGGCAGAUGCCCUGCAAAACGGCGGGCUAAGGAACCUCCAGAAGUUGGAUUUGAGCGGAAACAACCUACUGUAUGUACCCGACGGCAUAUUCGGUUCAAUGCCAAAUCUAAAACACCUUGACUUGAGUAACAAUUCCUUGCUCUCCUUCCAAGACGGGGUCUUUGCCAAUCUCAGUCACCUUCAGACUUUAGAUUUGAGGCAAAAUUCUCUGAAGUAUCUGAAGAACACAACGCUUCUUGAAUUCCCCAGUCAUACAGGCCUAUCGGUUUUCCUCAGCGAUAACAGCUGGGUCUGCGAUUGCAAUAUUGAACCUUUUUAUAGGUGGCUGAAGGAGACCACAGUAGUAAAGAACUCAUCUGGGUUAGUUUGUUCCUCUCCGGAGAACAUGAGGGACACGCAAGUGAUCGCUCUCAAUAUUCCAGAGCUUGAUUGUCCACCCUAUAUUACUGACAACAGCUUACAAACAUCCUAUGUGUUCCUGGGCAUAGUGCUAGCCCUGAUAGGAGUCAUCUUUCUGCUGGUUUUAUAUUUGAACAGAAAAGGUAUUAAAAAGUGGAUAUUCAACAUUAGAGAUGCAUGUAGGGAUCACAUGGAGGGAUAUCACUACAGGUAUGAAAUCAACGCCGAUCCCAGGCUAACAAACUUAAGCUCAAACUCUGAUGUAUAACGUUUUUUUUUUUGUUCUUUUUUUUAUCAAAUGAAAGCAACACUUAAACUAUGCAUGAACUUAAUGUACAGAUAAUGCAUCUAUCCCUGAGCUUGUUCUCCUUCUCACUCCCUGCUGGAGAAAAAAAGAACACAAACAAUGACUCCAUGCAGGGCUUUUGAAUGCCUCCAUCUGACUGUGAAGUUUUACUGCUGCAUUAUAAUUUACUCUGUACUUCAGACUUUGAAAUUCGCAUGCUAAACAUCCAUACGUAAAGACUAGUUCCUUUGCUGUUCUUGUUGCAGGAACACCAUUCAUGCAAAUGGAUUAAAAAAAAAAAAAAAAAUAGCACA